UAUAAAUAUCAUGGAUAUGAGGGGUUGGGGUAUUAUCAUUGAUUACUAUUGAUUAUUGAUUGUAUGGAGUAUGGAUGGGUCUUAGGAUAGUCCCUAAAAUUGGGGCACAAUAAUAGGGGAUAUUAUAUGUAGUAUUUGAUGUCAAUAAAUAACUAAGAAUUAUAAAUUGAAUCUUAUUUCUACAAUGUCUGUUGUUACCCUACAACUCGGCCAGUGCGGGAAUCAAAUUGGUUUUGAAUUUUACGACUUGCUUUCUAAGUCGGCUAUGCAGCCUAAGCACGCACCAUCCUCAAGUGUCCAUGGUGUCAACUACUUCGACUUGGUAGCAGAGAGGUUUUUCUAUGUAAGUAAUGAAAAUGAGAUAUUUGCCAGAGCAGUUAUGGUAGAUAUGGAACAGAAGGUAAUUGGUCAAGCAUUUGUGGAUGCAAAACACCAUACAACAUGGAAUUACCACAAAGAUGCACAAGUUACUGGUAAAAAAGGUUCAGGUAAUAAUUGGGCACAGGGAUAUUGUCACCAUGGUCCAAAAUGCAUUGCUGAUGUCCUGGAUAAGGUUUCGAAAGAGGUUGAAAGAUGUGAUAGUUUAGGUGGAUUUUUAGCUCUGAUGAGUUUAGCAGGAGGGACUGGAUCAGGACUGGGUGCAUUUGUGACGACAGCUUUGAGAGAUGAGUACCCACAUGCUGCUAUUGUGAACAACGUCAUAUGGCCAUACACAACAGGAGAAGUCAUUGUUCAAAAUUACAAUGCUGUGUUGACAUUGUCCCAUCUUUAUUCCUCCUCUGAUGGAAUCAUUUUCAUGGAGAAUGAGAAGAUGCAGAUGAUUUGUACACAGCUACUAAAAAUCAAGAAUGUCUCUUUCAAAGAUAUCAACAAAGUUGUUGCUGCUAAAUUAGCUGGUGUGCUUUUACCAGCUUUCGAGAUGAGCGAUUCUACUUGUUUGGCAAAGUUUGUUAUUUCCGAUGUUCUAUCAAAUGUAUGUGCUCACCCUGGCUACAAGUUGCUAAAUAUAUUAAACAUCCCUGUUGUUCCAAAGACAUCCUUGAUGUAUACUUCUUACAACUGGGACAUGCUUGUGAAACAUUGCAGGCAAAUGUUGAUUGCCAAUGCCAACAUGGAAGAAGGUAUAAACUGGUCUGUCAAGCUACCAAAAGCAACUGCAACAACCAAUCAAGUGUCUGCCUUUAACAAAUCAUUAUCUAAUCAGAUCUUCCUUCGUGGAAAGGAUGCAAACAGUGUUGAACUCUCAUCUUUUCAAGAACCACAGCUCUACGCAAGCUGGGUGCCAUCUUAUGGAAGGUUUCACUCUGCCUGGCAAAGAAACUGCUUUAAUGAAAUAGAGCAGUCUGUGACCUUGUUAAGCAACUCACAAACUACACUGAAACCACUAAAUGCUGUUGUUGGUAAAGCUUGGAGUAUGUUUGCAUCAAGAGCUUACGUUCACCAGUAUGCCAAACAUGGCAUUCUUGAAGAUGAUUUUGUUGAUAGCUUUGUAGCUCUAGAACAAGUUAUUAAGAACUAUACUAGUUUGUAAAUAACUAUUUUGAGGACAAGUAAAUUUUCUUGUUCAA
Dendronephthya gigantea is the source of this 1568-nucleotide messenger RNA. RefSeq names its product tubulin delta chain-like. Gene Ontology annotation, molecular function: GTP binding; structural constituent of cytoskeleton. Gene Ontology annotation, biological process: mitotic cell cycle; microtubule cytoskeleton organization. Gene Ontology annotation, cellular component: cytoplasm; microtubule. The transcript has 2 exons. The record is from RefSeq and is a predicted model, not a curated record. NCBI's taxonomy places the organism in Eukaryota, Metazoa, Cnidaria, Anthozoa, Malacalcyonacea, Nephtheidae. Bases 185 to 1531 code for a protein of 448 amino acids.